This is a messenger RNA of Drosophila hydei, 1313 nucleotides long. It is a transcript of the gene SP555, whose product is annotated as SPRY domain-containing SOCS box protein 3. Gene Ontology annotation, cellular component: SCF ubiquitin ligase complex. The transcript is spliced from 5 exons. Bases 118 to 1005 code for a protein of 295 amino acids. Lineage: Eukaryota; Metazoa; Arthropoda; Insecta; Diptera; Drosophilidae. Gene Ontology annotation, biological process: intracellular signal transduction; proteasome-mediated ubiquitin-dependent protein catabolic process. The record is from RefSeq and is a predicted model, not a curated record. Gene Ontology annotation, molecular function: protein binding.
UCAUAAUCAAGUAGGCUGUGUCUCGAGGUACAUUGUUUACAAAUUUUCUGUGAAUGUGCUUUUGUUUGUCAAUAUUGGCGCCCCGCUACAAGAUUGAUUAUAAAAAUUAUUUUAAAAAUGUCGGAUUUGGAAUGGGAACAACAACAAUUGCAGAUGCGGCAGCCAGUGGCACGUCGGCGACCGCACCAUCAGCGCCACCAGCAGCAGCGCUGUGAGCUUCAGAUACAGGACAAGAGCUUGUCGCCGAGAUCGUUAACGGAGCUUUGGUCCGGUCCCCUGGGACAUGGCACCGAUGACAAUUGGACUUGGAGCAAGCGAAAUCGAUCCAAGGAGGUGGUCCUCAGCGGCCCCAACUUUCGCACAGUUCACUUCCAUCCCAAUUGGAGCAAAGGCACGGCUGGCAUUCAGGGCAAGCGUCCCUUGAAUAACGGACGCCACUAUUGGGAGCUGCACGUCUCGCAACGUGUCUUCGGCACUUCGAUCAUGUUCGGCAUCGGCACGAAGUCCUGUCGCCUGCACGCCAACGCCUUUCGCAAUAUGCUCGGCGAGAACGAGCACGGCUGGGGACUGUCCCACAAGGGCGUUCUAUGGCACAAGGGCGUGGCACUUCUAUAUACUAAGCGCUUCCGCGAGAAUCAUCCCACACAAAUCGGCAUACUCUUCGAUGGCAUCGAGGGCACCUUAACCUACUAUAAGGAUGGCAGGUGCCUGGGUGUGGCGUUUAGAGGCUUAGACAAGGUAACUGAUCUACUUUAUCCCAUCGUCUGCUCCACGGCUGCCAAAACGGAGAUGACUCUUAGAUGCGCUCGCCAGGAGUUUGUCAACCUGCAGGAUCGUUGUCGUGCGGUGAUCAUGCGACGUCUACACACAACUGGCGAUGUGAAGAAGCUGAAGCUGCCACAGUCCAUCAGCGAUUACCUGAGCGAGGUGAUUGACGAUAUGGAGCCAUUGCGUCAGGUGAAUGAGAAGGAGAUGUGCAUGAUCAAGUAUGAUUUGCAAAUUUAGAAUGAAGUGUGGAGUGUGGAGUGUGGAGUGUGAAGCGUUAAGCAUGAACAGUGAUGAUGCCCGUCUAAAAUGUUUCCCAAUAAAUAGGCCAAUUAGGUGCAAUAUUUGUGAUAUAAGACAAAGGGCAGCAAGAAACCAAAAUAAAUCAAUUUUAUGCAUAAUUAUGUAGCCUAUAUAUCAUAAGUUUCGAUCUAAGUCAGCUCUGUAAGUUAUAUAUAAGUUUAACAAAAAAUUAAUUGUAUUUUUUACUACGAGUGUGAAAUCUAGUCAAUGAGAGCGAAAGCUGCACCCGAAAUAUAAUGUAUAAA